Cladophialophora psammophila CBS 110553 is the source of this 1029-nucleotide messenger RNA. RefSeq lists its product as uncharacterized. Lineage: Eukaryota; Fungi; Ascomycota; Eurotiomycetes; Chaetothyriales; Herpotrichiellaceae. The transcript has 2 exons. The record is from RefSeq and is a predicted model, not a curated record. Bases 1 to 1029 code for a protein of 342 amino acids.
AUGGCGCAAGCCCAGAAGUGCGUCCACAAGGGAUGCGGGAAGGUCUUCACGGAUCCGGACGAGGAAUGCACAUAUCAUCCUGGACCUCCAGAGUUCCACGAAGGACAGAAAGGCUGGAUGUGCUGCAAACCCCGCGUUCUCACCUUCGACGAGUUCCUCUCCAUCCCACCCUGCACAAAGGGCAAGCACUCAGCUGUAGACGACACGCCCGCGCCAGCCCCCAAAGCCGAAGCUCUGAAAGCAUCGAAUAUUGUCGCCGCCGCUCCCCUACCUGCCCCCGUGCCCGUUACUCGAGCCUUAGCAUCUAGUCUCGCAGCCGCUCAACAGCCCACACCGUCGGCGACGCCGAAACCGGAACCUCCCGAAGACGAAUCCGACGACCCAGACGCCGAGAUUCCCCCCAAGGCGACAUGUAAGAGACGAGGUUGUGGGAAGUUGAGGGACGAAAAAGUCCCGCGGGACGAGGAGGAGUGCGUAUAUCAUCCGGGCGUACCUCUUUUCCACGAGGGCAGUAAGGGAUGGACGUGUUGUAAGCGACGGGUGCUCGAGUUUGACGAGUUCAUGAAGAUCGAGGGCUGCAAGACCAAAAAGCGGCACUGCUACGUGGGCAAGCCGAAGAAGAAAGAAGGAGGCGCCGCAGCAGUCGACGGAGAAAGCGCGGCCGCCGACACCGAAGAGGAACCCUUGGAGAACGUCCGCAACGACUUCUACCAGACGCCCAACAGCGUCAUCGUCAGUUUCUACCUCAAGAAGAUCGACAAGGACAGGGCCAAGGUCGACUUCAAGCACGACGGCCUGUCGGUGGACCUGGACCUGCCCACGCAGGAUGGCAAGAGGUUCACGAGGAAUAUCCCGCUCUUCGCGCGGGUCGACCCGGCAAAGAGCCAGUACAAGAUCAUGGGCACGAAGCUGGAGAUGAACUUGGUCAAGACGGACGGCUCUAUCAGCUGGGCGACGUUGAGGAGCGACGAGAAGGGGACUGGCGAGAGGAUCCAGUUGGGACGCGCUGGCCGAUUGGAGCGCAGUUGA